Molecule: messenger RNA, 618 nt
Organism: Mobula hypostoma (lesser devil ray)
Lineage: Eukaryota; Metazoa; Chordata; Chondrichthyes; Myliobatiformes; Myliobatidae
Product: ropporin-1-like
Exons: 5
Coding region: 1-618 (205 amino acids)
Biological process (GO): sperm capacitation
Cellular component (GO): motile cilium; cytoplasm
Source: RefSeq, a predicted model, not a curated record
AUGCCUUCUUCGCAGAAAAUUGCACCUCUAACACAACUUCCUGAUAUUCUGAAGCAGUAUACUAAAGACUGCAUCAGGGCUCAGCCUUCAGAUAUCAUUCAGUGGUCUACAGAUUACUUUGGCACGAUGUCGACUGGAGGAUUCCGUGCACAAAAAUCAAAGGAAGAAAAUUCAUCAUCUCUACCUCCAUGCAAACCAACACUAACACCUGGUUUAUUAAGAGCCUUACAUGCACAAGUGAAUGGAAGAUUAAUAGUACCAGCAAAAGAAGUCGAACAAAAAUGGAAUGACCUUGGCCUUCCAGCAGAUACCCUAAGACGCAUAAUGACUGUGGGUGCUUUUGGCGUGGAGAUUGAAUGGAUGAAAUUUUUUGCCUUGUGUUGCAGUACACUUGAUCCUAACAUUACAAAUGCCAUGAGGUAUGCAUUUGAGAUUUUAAGUUCAAAGGAAGAUGGUGGUCGAAUUCCUUACACCACGUUUAGAUUCCUCUACAGUUACCUUGCCAUGAUAGAUGGUGAAAUUCAUCGAUCACAGAUUGAAAAGAUGCUUAACAACAUUGAACGGCAGGUAGCUGAAAAUGAUGGACUUGUCAAAGUGAGUGAUUUCAUCAGCUGCUGA